AUGAGCAGGCGUUCCUCUUUAGGGGCGCGACAAAACGACGCCCUAUACGAAUUUGAAGCCUUUAAGAAGAAAUUCCUUCUCGCCAACAAACAUAUCACCAAAUUAAACUCGACGUUGAGCGUCCGUAUUGAAGAACUGAAUGCUCAAAUUCAUGCCCUCAAUGUGGAGAAUCUGAGGCUACGAACCUCCGAAAUUCAGCUCACUUCCGAGCUCAAACGCGAGCGAGAAAAGUCUCGCAAGAUCAUGGCAGAUGCUGAAGCAGCGACACUAAGUCUUACGAGACACUUGAACUAUCUCCGCACCACUCUGGAUAUCCCACACGAAGUCCCAACACCGCCCACUCCACCCUCGCCUAAAGCCCGACGCCGUCCAGAACGUCCGCCCAUGGAUUUAGAUCCAGAUGCCUCCCCACAAGCCAUGCGAAUCGCCCGCCCUCCCACCGUCCCUGGGAUCUGCGAAGAAGAGGAACCAAUCAGCGAAACCCCGCCUCCCAAGCGCAGGUCUUCCUCCUCUUCCUCCAAAUCUCAACAGCAGCGCCGACUAUCAGCUUCGAAUCUCCCCCUGCCGACCAACCGACCCACCACACCGGCGCCGGUCGUCCACAUGGACCUCAGUGUUGCCACUGCGUUUGGUAAACGGAAGCCUGUACGGAGACAGAGUGGCCUGCUAUCCGUCAAUAUGCAAGAGGACGAAGCCCUGUCCGCGGCUCGGCCAGCCAGUCCGGCGUUUGGUAGCCCUGUGAGGCUGCAGGCAGGACAGGCGGAGCUGGAGGAAGAGAUUGCGGCUAUCAAUGGCGAGGUUGAUGUUGAUGUGGUGGUGGACCAGGCUCAGCACGUUGAGAAGAGAGAGCGGAGGAGUCGCAAGGAGAGACAUGUGGUGGUUGAGGAGGAAGGGGAAGUCGAACCACCAAAGAAGAAUCGUAAAGAAAAGGAGAAGAUGGUAGAGGAGGAGGAGCACGUCGAACCGCCAAUACCCAAGGACAGGAAGCGACGACGAGAGGGAGACGAUACCGCCAUUGUGACGGUUGAGGCGGUCACGGCUGCACCGUUCAAACCCAAGAGCAAUCGAAGUGCUCUCCAACCUAUCGACAAUAAUGCGCGUGUCAAUACAGAUGAACCACCGCCACCACCCAAGGAGUUCUUGGCCCCUCCUGAAGUCGACACCGAAACGACCGGCAGGGAACGACGAGCGAGAAAGAGUGUCGUCAGUUAUGCAGAGCCCAGUCUUAAAGUUAAAAUGCGCAAACCCGAUGGUUACACAGGUCCUGACCUAGCACCGAAAAAGAAGCGAACCUCCACCACAUCCUCGAAGCAACGAGGCGAGUCACCAGCCGAGUCAAUCCCUGAAUCCUCCACCCGGCGCUCGUCUCUCGAGCAGCACGCGCCAUCUCCCCAACCCGAAGACCCUGAGCCUCCUGCACCUGUUAGGCGGAAAAAGUCCAGGCCGCAGAUGUACCACGAUUUCGACAGUGAAGAGGAGAGUGAUGGGGCUGAGGCGGACGAGGAGUAUGUGCCGCCCAGUUCGAAGAAGUGGAGUAAUGUAAAUGUCGAGGGGCGCAGUAGAAGGGGAAGUAAGAAGGCUUCCAGCGAUGGAGAGUUGAGGCGGCAUAGUAUGGCUGUCUGA
Messenger RNA from Coprinopsis cinerea okayama7#130, 1623 nucleotides. RefSeq lists its product as hypothetical. The transcript has 6 exons. The record is from RefSeq and is a predicted model, not a curated record. Gene Ontology annotation, biological process: meiotic chromosome segregation. Gene Ontology annotation, cellular component: nucleus; chromosome, centromeric region. NCBI's taxonomy places the organism in Eukaryota, Fungi, Basidiomycota, Agaricomycetes, Agaricales, Psathyrellaceae. Bases 1 to 1623 code for a protein of 540 amino acids.